This is a messenger RNA of Triticum turgidum subsp. durum (durum wheat), 969 nucleotides long. The record is from the annotation of a GenBank genome assembly. NCBI's taxonomy places the organism in Eukaryota, Viridiplantae, Streptophyta, Magnoliopsida, Poales, Poaceae.
AUGAAUGGGGUUUCUGAAGGUCUGAUCAUCGGUACCACGGUUGGUGUGGUGAUAGGGGUGCUGCUGGCAGUUGGAAUACUCCUGUGCAUGAGGUAUCGGCGUUCUCAGGCGCAAAUAAGGAGCAGUAGCUCGAGGAGGUCAUCGACUAUCCCCAUCCGUGCAAAUGGUGUUAAUACAUGUGCAGAGCUGUCGAACUCAACUACAGGGCAGGAAUCGCCGAGAGAGUUUGAAGAUCGUGGACCAUCCCUGUGGAUUGAAGGACCUGGAAGGAAGAGCCUAAUAUCAGCUUCUGGGAUACCCAAAUAUGCGUACAAGGAACUGCAGAAAGCUACCAGCAAUUUCACAAAACUGUUGGGCCAAGGAGCCUUUGGUCCUGUUUACAAAGCUGACAUGUCAUCUGGUGAGAUAUUGGCUGUUAAAGUACUUGCUAACAAUUCAAAGCAAGGUGAAAAGGAGUUCCAAAAUGAGGUCUUACUUCUUGGGCGAUUGCACCACAGGAAUCUGGUGAACUUGGUUGGUUACUGUGCUGAAAAGGGGCAACACAUUCUGUUAUAUGCAUACAUGCCUAAUGGGAGCCUAGCAUCACACUUAUAUGGUGAAAACAGUGCACCACUGAGGUGGGAUUUGAGGGUAAAUAUAGCUCUAGAUGUUGCUAGGGGGUUGGAAUACCUACAUGAUGGGGCUGUUCCUCCGGUGGUUCAUCGAGACAUCAAAUCACCAAACAUUUUACUGGAUCAGUCCAUGCAUGCUAGGGUUGCCGACUUUGGAUUGUCAAGAGAAGAAAUGCUUACUAGAAACGGGGCCAACAUACGUGGAACUUAUGGAUAUCUUGAUCCGGAGUACGUGUCCUCACGAUCAUUCACAAAGAAGAGUGAUGUGUACAGCUACGGUGUUCUGCUAUUUGAACUGAUCGCUGGCAGAAACCCUCAACAAGGUUUAAUGGAAUAUGUUGAGCUUUGCAAUCUAUGA